AUGCCCACAAAGCCCCUUCCAUCCCCUCGCAACAACCCUCCGCCCCGCAAGCGCCCGCGGUCACCUUCCGGAUCCUCUACCCAGACUGCUCAUCCUGCGCCUUCAAUCUUCGAUCCACUGCCCGUCAUAGACCUCAGUCACAUGGACCUUCCCUCCCCGGUUGCGCCUACUCCUCCACAGGCCAGCCUUGUUCUCCCUAAUCUCGACCACCUUCUGCCAGUUGGCGCACCUCCUCCUCGACCCCAGUCGGGCAGUCGGCCUCGGAAAGACGGUCGUGGAAAUCAUCCCAAUUCGCGGCGAAACCUUGAUAUCGGGCGAGCAGUCCGAGGUCGGGUUCGUCGACCUGUACGGGAGCGCGGCAGCGACGCAGAUGGGGGCGAUAUUGACCUCACUGCGCUCGAUCUAUCUCAUCUUCUGCCUAUCCCCGCUCUUGCGCGACCCACACCAUCCUCAAGAGUACCCCAUGGUGUCAGUGAUGAUGUUCCCCGGAGCAUUCGAAAGUUGGUCCCAGCCCUGCCGGUAGACGAGUUUUGGGCGCCGAUGGUGCUUCGAGAACAGACACCAGAUUUGGAGUAG
This is a messenger RNA of Cryptococcus amylolentus CBS 6039, 576 nucleotides long. RefSeq lists its product as hypothetical. The transcript has 2 exons. NCBI's taxonomy places the organism in Eukaryota, Fungi, Basidiomycota, Tremellomycetes, Tremellales, Cryptococcaceae. Bases 1 to 576 code for a protein of 191 amino acids. The record is from RefSeq and is a predicted model, not a curated record.